AUGCAGUUAGAAGCAGAGCCACCGCGUCGACUCGCCACCGACUGUACUCGCCGUCAUUGUGCACUGAGAUAACAAGCAAUUGACGAGCUAGAGUGGGGGAGAAAGAAGAUCCCUACGAUUUUCGUCACCAUUUCCUAGAUCUGAUUCAUUGAGUUAAAAGAGUCAUCCUGACUCGGGAAUGGCUUCUUCGGAAGCCGAUUCCCGCUUGAGCCAAGUUCUAGGCCCUGCCUUAGAGAAGAUCAUCAAGAACGCCUCCUGGCGCAAGCACUCCAAACUCACUCAUCAAUGUAAAUCUCUUCUGGAGAGAAUCGUUACUCCUCAGAAAACGCCACAGUCUUCGUCAGAAUCGGAGCCUGAGAACUCGAUCCCUGGCCCACUCCACGACGGCGGUCCUGUAGAAUAUUCUUUCGCUGAAUCAGAGUCCAUACUCAGCACUCUAAUCAAUGCCUGUGGUACUGGAGUCAUUAAGAUCGUUGAUCCAGCUGUUGAUUGCAUACAGAAGUUGAUCGCAUACGGCUACCUGCGAGGCGAAGCGGACUCCACCGGAGGCCCUGAGGCUCAGCUGUUAUCGAAGGUGAUUGAAGGUGUUUGUAAGUGUUACGAUUUAGGCGACGAUGCAGUUGAAUUGCUGGUGUUAAAGACGCUACUAUCAGCAGUUACCUCGAUAUCUUUGCGGAUUCACGGAGAUUGUUUGUUGCAGAUUGUGAGGACCUCUUAUGAUGUUUAUUUAGGGAGUAAAAAUGUGGUUAAUCAGACAACGGCCAAGGCGUCGUUGAUUCAGAUGUUGGUAAUCGUGUUUAGGAGGAUGGAGGCCGAUUCGUCUACUGUUCCAAUUCAACCAAUUGUAGUGGCUGAGCUUAUGGAUCCGGUUGAGAAAUCCGAUGAAGAUGGAUCAAUGACGCAGUUUGUGCAAGGAUUCAUAACUAAAAUUAUGCAGGACAUUGAUGGAGUGUUAAAUCCAGUGACUCCAGGCAAGGUUUCAUCAGGUGCUCAUGAUGGUGCCUUCGAGACUACAACAGUUGAAACCACAAAUCCUGCAGAUUUAUUGGACUCCACAGAUAAGGACAUGUUGGAUGCUAAGUAUUGGGAGAUAAGCAUGUAUAAGACUGCAUUGGAGGGAAGGAAAGGGGAGUUGGCUGAUGGGGAAGUGGAGAGAGAGGAUGAUUUGGAAGUUCAGAUUGGGAAUAAGUUGAGGAGAGAUGCAUUUUUAGUGUUUAGAGCCCUUUGUAAGCUGUCCAUGAAGACUCCUCCUAAGGAAGCUUUGGGAGAUCCCCAAUUGAUGAGAGGGAAGAUUGUGGCUCUUGAGUUGUUGAAGAUUUUGUUGGAGAAUGCUGGUGCUGUUUUCAGAACCAGUGAAAGGUUUUUAGGUGCCAUUAAGCAGUACUUGUGUCUGUCAUUGCUGAAGAAUAGUGCAUCAACUCUUAUGAUUGUUUUCCAGCUUUCUUGCUCCAUUUUCAUCAGUCUGGUGUCACGAUUUCGACCUGGACUUAAGGCAGAGAUUGGAGUUUUUUUCCCUAUGAUUGUUCUCAGAGUCUUAGAGAAUGUUGCUCAGCCUAACUUCCAGCAGAAAAUGAUUGUUCUUCGCUUUCUGGAGAAGCUCUGUGUUGAUUCACAGAUCUUGGUAGAUAUCUUUAUUAAUUAUGAUUGUGAUGUCAAUUCGUCGAACAUUUUUGAGAGAAUGGUCAGUGGACUUCUUAAAACAGCUCAAGGUGUCCCUCCUGGUACAGCCACUACUCUAUUGCCACCUCAGGAAGUGACCAUGAAACUUGAAGCUAUGAAGUGUUUGGUGGCUAUUUUAAGAUCAAUGGGAAACUGGAUGAACAAACAGUUUCGCAUACCAGAUCCUCAUUCUACCAAGAGGUUUGAAGCAGUUGAGAACAUUUCUGAACCUGUAAGUCCCCCCAUGGCAAAUGGGAGUGGGGACGAGGCUGUUGAAGGAUCAGAAACUCCUUCUGAAGCAUCUAGUGAAGCAACUGACGUAUUGACAAUUGAGCAGCGCAGAGCUUACAAGCUGGAACUUCAGGAAGGUAUAUCUCUUUUUAAUCGCAAACCUAAGAAAGGAAUUGAAUUCCUAAUAAAAGCAAAUAAGGUGGGCGACUCACCAGAGGAGAUUGCAGCCUUUCUUAAAAAUGCCUCUGGGCUAAACAAAACAUUGAUUGGUGAUUAUCUUGGAGAAAGGGAAGAAUUGUCUCUUAAAGUGAUGCACGCCUAUGUUGAUUCCUUUGACUUCCAAGGUAUGGAGUUUGAUGAGGCAAUCAGGGCCUUUCUCCAAGGUUUUAGGUUGCCUGGUGAAGCACAGAAGAUUGAUCGAAUCAUGGAAAAGUUUUCUGAGCGUUACUGCAAAUGUAACCUGAAGGCUUUUACUAGUGCCGAUACAGCCUAUGUGCUUGCUUACUCUGUGAUAUUGCUCAAUACGGAUGCCCAUAAUCCUAUGGUUAAGAACAAGAUGUCAGCUGAUGACUUCAUAAGAAACAAUCGUGGGAUUGAUGAUGGAAAAGAUUUACCAGAGGAGUACCUAAGAUCAUUGUUUGACCGGAUAUCAAGAAAUGAGAUCAAAAUGAAAGAAAAUGAUUUAAACAUGCAACAGAGGCAGUCUGUGAACUCAAACAGAAUUCUAGGAUUGGAUAGCAUCUUGAAUAUUGUGAUACGUAAGCGGGGUGAAGACCAGUUUAUGGAGACCAGUGAUGAUCUCAUCAGGCACAUGCAAGAACAAUUUAAAGAGAAAGCUCGCAAAUCUGAGUCAGUUUAUUAUCCAGCCACAGAUGUGGUGAUUCUUAGAUUCAUGAUUGAGGUUUGCUGGGCACCCAUGUUGGCUGCCUUUAGUGUGCCGAUCGAACAAAGUGAUGAUGAAGUUGUGAUUGCAUUAUGUCUUGAAGGUUUCCGUUAUGCAAUCCAUGUUACUUCUGUAAUGUCCAUGAAGACUCAUAGAGAUGCUUUUUUGACAUCCUUAGCAAAAUUUACUUCACUUCACUCUCCUGCUGACAUCAAACAGAGAAACAUAGAUGCAAUCAAGGCAAUAGUCACGAUAGCAGACGAAGAUGGUAAUUAUUUGCAAGAUGCUUGGGAGCAUAUUUUGACAUGUGUCUCCCGAUUUGAACAUUUGCAUCUCUUGGGAGAAGGUGCUCCUCCAGAUGCCACUUUCUUUGCAUUCCCUCAAAAUGAGUCUGACAAAUCAAAACAGGCCAAGUCAAAUGUCCUCCCAGUUUUGAAGAAGAAGGGACCGGGGAGGAUUCAGUAUGCAGCUGCUACUGUGUUGAGGGGUUCAUAUGACAGUGCUGGUAUUGGUGGCAAUUCUGGUUCAGUCACUUCUGAACAGAUGAACAAUUUAGUCUCAAAUCUAAACAUGUUAGAACAAGUUGGAAGCUCUGAGAUGAAUCGCAUAUUCACACGGAGUCAAAAGUUAAACAGUGAAGCUAUAAUAGACUUUGUUAAGGCCCUCUGCAAGGUUUCUAUGGAGGAAUUGCGGUCUACGUCUGAUCCACGGGUAUUUAGUCUUACAAAGAUUAUUGAGAUCGCGCAUUAUAACAUGAACCGUAUAAGGCUUGUGUGGUCAAGCAUCUGGCAUGUGCUCUCUGAUUUCUUUGUGACCAUUGGCUGUUCUGAAAACCUUUCGAUCGCAAUCUUUGCAAUGGACUCUUUACGCCAGCUAUCCAUGAAAGUCUUAGAGCGAGAAGAGCUGGCAAAUUAUAAUUUUCAGAAUGAGUUUAUGAAGCCUUUUGUAAUUGUUAUGCGCAAAAGCAGUGCUGUGGAAAUCAGAGAAUUGAUAAUCAGAUGUGUCUCUCAGAUGGUGUUAUCCCGUGUCAAUAAUGUCAAAUCAGGGUGGAAGAGCAUGUUCAUGGUAUUAAAUCUUGACAAGUAUCCUGUAGAUAUCAGUUUAAUUUCAAAAUUGUUACUCUAAUUUUAUUUUUUUAUUGCUGAAUGAUUAUCUUUUCUUUUUCUUAAGGUUUUCACUACAGCAGCAUAUGAUGACCACAAAAACAUUGUACUUCUAGCCUUUGAAAUUAUUGAAAAGAUC
Rubroshorea leprosula is the source of this 4015-nucleotide messenger RNA. The record is from the annotation of a GenBank genome assembly. NCBI's taxonomy places the organism in Eukaryota, Viridiplantae, Streptophyta, Magnoliopsida, Malvales, Dipterocarpaceae.